Messenger RNA from Chaetomium strumarium, 2785 nucleotides. RefSeq lists its product as uncharacterized. The transcript is spliced from 6 exons. Gene Ontology annotation, cellular component: mRNA cleavage and polyadenylation specificity factor complex. NCBI's taxonomy places the organism in Eukaryota, Fungi, Ascomycota, Sordariomycetes, Sordariales, Chaetomiaceae. The coding region runs from base 192 to 2429 and encodes 745 amino acids. The record is from RefSeq and is a predicted model, not a curated record.
UGAACUGUGCGGGUCACAUUGAGAUACCUUUGACUGCCUUGCUUGUCUUUUCGCAUACGACCAGGCAAUUGGCAUCGACUGUCUGUAGACUCCUUAGCCCGUGCCUGUCGCGUUCAGUAUCCAGCUCGCCACACAUCCCGUCCCAUUCCACGCAUCAUACAGUGCCUCUGCCUGGAGGCACGUGAGAGAUCAUGGCGGCCGACUCAUCCGCCCCAUCAGAGACGGCCCUCUCGGUCGCCCAGCAAUUACAACAGCUCAACACGGCUCGGAAAGUGGUGCUGGAGAACAACUCGUACUACGACAAAAUUGUCAAGGGUAUCUUGCCUAUCAUAGGACACAAUGCUGCGCUGGAGCUACGACGAUGGGGCGCCGAGUUCCUGGCCGAGUCCCUCGCCACGCCGGUGUUGAGGAUGAGCGAGAAAGAAAACAUGACGGUGGCGGUCCUCGAGACGCUGAGGGGAUUGAUUGAGGGGGCUGAUGAGGACAUGAUCGUACUCAAAGCUAGCGUGGCGGCGGCCGCGAGCGCAUACCCUGUCGCGCUGAGGUGGAUAAUACAUAACUCUUACCACACGGAAAGUUGGGAGCACAUGUCGGCGAUCAAGUCAAAGAUCUUACAGAUCUGGGACGGGGCGCCGGUCCCCGUCAAGCUGAGUUGUAUCAAAUUCGCCCAGCGGGUUGUCCUUGCUCAGACAAUGUCGAACGGGAUGGAGCAGAAAUACGGCGGACUUGACAUCUCGCUGAACAUGAUUCCGCCGAACCACCCCUUAUUAGACCCCAGACAGCUUGAGGCAGAGGCAACCGGCCUUCUGGAUAGAAUGCUGGGAGUAUUGCAGGACAACAGCAGCGAUGCUCCGUUAGUUGACGCUACUCUCAACUGUCUGUCGAUCCUGAUGCGGACCCGCCCGAGCACAUCAAAUAGGAUUCUGAACACAGUGCUCAACUUCAACCCGCUAAAGCUGGCUAACUCCCCUAUGACACCAAAGACAAGAGUCCUGGUCAAGUCCCUGGAGAAGACCACCCGUCUGUUCCUGACACAUGUGCUCAAGCGGGAUCCCGGCAAUCCUAUGGCAGGGCGCAUUCAGCAAUAUAUCGAGCGGCUGAUACGGUCACGGGCCGAGAUAUUUGACGAAGCAGGACGGAAGAGAGCCCUGGCCGAUCAUGCUGCGGCCAGUCUUGGGGAUGCCAAAAGACAAAAGACGGAGGGCGGUCUUGCCCAGGUCGUUAUUCCGCCACUGGGGCCAGGACCACAUACUCUUGCUGCUGUAUUCACAUUGACGAACAACCUCGGCCUGGCCGCGUUUGAUGCCACCCAACUGCCAGUGAAUCUUGCCGCCAAAAUCAGUGUCAGGGCAUUGGUCGCUCUGGACAAGAAGGUUCUGGACUUAGCCGUUAGUGGAAUCCGCGAUCGACUCACUUCCCUCCACGCGGCAGCAGCCGUGGCAGCAGCGGCAACACAGCCCGCCGAAAUCAACGCCGCAACUGCUCCACUGGGUGUCGACGAGGACGAUGACGAUUACGAGCCAGACCUGACUCCGGCCGAAGAUACCGAACAGAUCCUCAACAAGCUCGACAACGCCCCUCCCGAAGAGCCGAUGCCGAACGCCGACGCUGGCGCACCCUUGGUGCUCGGCCCAUUCAAGCUUCCGCCACCGCCUACGCUUGAUCCCAACGUCGCCGCCAAGCUUAGCCAAGCGGCAGCCUCUCGUGUCUUCGGGCCGCUAUCAAGCCUCAAAGAGGGCGCUCCCUUGCGGAAACCGAAGGCCGGCAUCAACCGACUCGCAGCUAGCUCGUACGACCGAGAUUCCUGGCUGACUCUCAUCACUCGCCUAGCGACUCGCAGCACCGCAGGUCUCGAAGACGUCAACAGCGGCAUCAAGCCGGAAGACGCCGGCUCGGCGCUCGACAGGCCACGGAUGUCGCUCGGGGACACCAUCCGUGAGAUACUAUAUAACUACAUCCUCGAGGACUGGCGGCGGCGCAUAGAGAUCGCCGUCGCCUGGCUCUGCGAGGAGUGGUACAACGACCAGCUGACCAAGCGCAGCGGCAGCGACGCACCUCUACACUACGAGAACUGUGCACUUCGGUUGGUCGACGGCUUCCUCAGCUACAUUACCGCGCAGGACAAGGUCUUGACCCGGUUUCUGGCAGAGAUACCUGAGCUGAGCAGGCCACUGCUGGGGAAGCUCAAGGCCCUGUGUGCCGACCCAACGACGGUGCAGCUAGCGCUGACGACCUUGCUGUAUCUGGUGAUGAUGCGGCCGCCUGUGCGAGACAUUGCGCUCGACACUGUCGCGGAGAUCUGGGCUGAAUAUGAGGACGCGCGCCCUCUGGCAGCCAAGUAUCUGGUCAAGUGGCGGCCGGGAUUCAUCGAAUCCCAAGCCCACGGUACCUCAGCGCCCGCCGGUAACAACAUGGCGAUCGCAACAUGAGCCGCGCCAGAACUCAGGGGAGGGAGGGGUCGAGUGAGCAGUCAUGCUCUUCUUGGGGGACGCAUUACUUUUGCGCAUUUAAGUUCACAUUCACGGGCAUAUCCAUUGCACGCCAAAGCUUGUUAAGAGAGGGUAGGCCAUUUAUGGAUGGGGUAAAUGGCGUUGGGACGACCAAAAUCGCGAGGGGAGCCUAGUGGCUGGGUUUCUCGCUCUCAGCGAAAGGGCCUUGCUGUACGAUAUCGCAUAGACCGGGACUCGCUUUCACCAUCAGUUUUGAAAUAGCGCACGGAAUCUACUGGGAGCAAUGCAAAUAUAACUGAAUCUCUCAGCACAGUCGAUACGAAGACGCGACGCGU